This is a messenger RNA of Aspergillus oryzae RIB40, 1155 nucleotides long. RefSeq names its product Gfo/Idh/MocA family oxidoreductase. Gene Ontology annotation, cellular component: cytoplasm. NCBI's taxonomy places the organism in Eukaryota, Fungi, Ascomycota, Eurotiomycetes, Eurotiales, Aspergillaceae. The coding region runs from base 1 to 1155 and encodes 384 amino acids. The record is from RefSeq and is a predicted model, not a curated record. Gene Ontology annotation, biological process: NADPH regeneration. Gene Ontology annotation, molecular function: nucleotide binding; oxidoreductase activity. The transcript is spliced from 2 exons.
AUGACACAAACAAUCUUGCGGGUUGGAAUUCUCACAGAUGGGGGCCAAGCCAUCCAAAACCUCUAUCUCCCUGUUCUCCGAACACUUCACGACUCGUAUCGCGUCGCUGCUAUCUACGACUCCUCCACUCUGUCUCCGAAAGACAGCACGGCCGAUGAUUUGCCUAAGGUUGCUUCUAGCCCGGAAAGGGUUCUGAAUGACCCUUCCGUCGACCUUGUCCUGAACUUCAUGCCGAAUGAAUACCACGAAACAUACACUGUUGCAGCCUUGGAAGCUGGCAAGCAUGUUAUGGUGGAAACUCCCGUCAGCCUGAGUAUUCCGAGCGCUUUGCGCAUAAUUGAGACUGAGAAGCGGGCUCCGAACCAAGCGAAAGUUUUCGUGGCCUCUGCACGUCGGUAUGCGCCUUGUUUCGAGGUCUUUAAGAAAGAAGCCGCCAGCCUGGAUCGGAUAUACUAUGCUCGAUGUCGUAAUAUCGCAGGGCCACACGUGGCGCACACAGCUACUGCGCCGAAGAACAAACACCUGAGGAUAAAGGGGAGUAUACGAGACGGGCUGUCUCUCGACGACCAGCAUGGCGAGCGGCUGCGCCAUUGCCUUCUCCAGGAGGUUUUCCUUGGCGAGGAUUUGACUGAGGAGCGUCUCUCCCUAAGCCGAUUUCUGGCAUCCUUAGGGUGUCAUGACUUGGGCCUGAUGCGCGAUACACUGGGGCAUCCCGAUGCCGUUUCCAACAUUACAGUGAAUGAACCAUUCUACUCGGCCGUGUUCUAUUACAAUGGCAGCGUUAGUCGGGGUCACCAUCCGUUUACUUUGAUAUACGAAACAGGAACCGAUUCCGUUCCUCGAUGUGACGCACACCUAGCUCUCUAUGGUAAUACCAAGACCGUGAGCAUGCAUUAUGAUUUACCUUACGCCCAAGGCAAGCCAUCACGGGUGGUUGUGGAAACAGCGGAUGGCAAGGGGAAUCUGAAAAGAACGGAGAGUGUUAGUAGCUGGGAGGAUGCGUUUAACGCCGAGCUUAAGGCGUUGCAUGCGUACUUGGUUGAGGGAAAGCCUGCCCGGACAACAGCAAAAGACUCCCUCCAGGAUCUCAAAUUGUUUCAAACGAUUUUUGAGCACGUGAAGGGCGGGAGUUAUCGAGGUAUACAAGCACAUUGA